AUGGUCGUAAUACCACCCGCCCCACUCGGCCCUCUUCCCCUACGCCGGCAUGAGCCACCUCCUCUCACUCCUCCGGCAAGCCGCCACCAUCUCCCCCGCAGUCUCCAUGUCACAAUCAUUACCGUCCACCCGAUCAUUGUCGCCUCCGAAUCCAACCACCUAUUCGCCUUCCUCUUCGUUCACCUCUUCGUCCAUCCCGGCGAGCUGAACACGCCGGCUGUCGCCGCCAUCCAAAUCCCAACGUCGGCUUCUUCCUCAAUCGAUUGGUCCAAAUCCAUCCCAUCGUCGCCGCCUUCCAGAUCCCGCCGCCACCAUCGUCUUAUCGCUCAGUCGCCCCGUCCAAAUCCCGUCAUCGCCGGCGCCUCCGUCCAGAUCCGCCGCCGGAUAGAUAGCCGCUACGAGUUAUCACACAUCAAUUACAAAUUCAGAAAUCACAAUUUGUACUGUUGGGUUAAUUGA
Molecule: messenger RNA, 459 nt
Organism: Striga asiatica
Lineage: Eukaryota; Viridiplantae; Streptophyta; Magnoliopsida; Lamiales; Orobanchaceae
Source: the annotation of a GenBank genome assembly